Molecule: messenger RNA, 1645 nt
Organism: Rubroshorea leprosula
Lineage: Eukaryota; Viridiplantae; Streptophyta; Magnoliopsida; Malvales; Dipterocarpaceae
Source: the annotation of a GenBank genome assembly
UUCCACAUUUUCGGUCACAAUGCGUACUGGUCCAAGGGGUCAACGAUUCCAUCCAGAGACGCUGGAUUUCCGUGCUCUUCCCGCCGAUUGCUUCGCCGCCAUCAUCUCCUUAACCAGUCCUCUCGAUGCCUGCAGAUGGUCACUAGUUUCCCCCUUUUUCAACUCUGUCGCCAGUUCCGACGCCGUUUGGGUUAAGUUUUGCCGGCCGACUAUCAGAAUUUGGUUCCCGUAUCGCGCUUCGUUUCUCCCUUGAAGGACCUUUAUCUCAGCCUCUGCGAUCAUCCUGUGCUCAUUGAAAAUGGCAAAAAGAUUAACUAAAUCAGACUAAAGACGAGGGAGUACAUGUUUUCUUAAUAAAAUCUUACAGUCCUAAAUCUUACAAUCUUAGGUAGUGUUAAUCAUUGGCUCUUUUCAGUUUUUCACUCAGCAAGGUACUUGACUCGACAUAUGCAUAUUGUAAGAUUUCAUUGUUUGGACUGAGUAUGAAUCAUAAGCUUAAAAAAACCAAAUUCUGAUAAUGCCUUCCUUUUCCAAUCAAUUGCUGUGUGUAGCUAAUUGAGCUACACGCUUUUUGUCUGCUGUAAAUGGUUUUUCCUAAGAACUUUUAACAUUUUUUUUACAAACUUUUUGAGGACUUUUAACAUUGAUUUUGUUUGUGUAGCUAUAUAUGGCUUGUUAAGAAUCCAUGACUUGGUGUAAUUUUCUUUUGUGUCGAUAGUCCAGAAUUCAUGUCUAUAUGAAGCAGCUAACCACAAGGAUUUUUAUUGGUAUAAUUUACAAAACUUAUGGAUGUGUUGCCUGGUUAUUCAAGGCUUCUUUUUUUGGGAAUAUGCUUGCUAGAGGAUUAUGUUCUUGUUGGUGAUGUAAUAAUGAUUAAUGAUGAUUAUGUCCUUUCUAUGAACCAGUUGAGUGUUUAAAUGUAUAACCUGUAUUGCAUAGAGCUUUUCACUGCACAAAAGGAGUGGGAAGAAAUGUUACAUGCUAGCUGCCAGGGGUGAUACUCCUCGUUAUUGGAGAUGGAACUCCAUAUGAGAUUCCAGAAGGUGAAGAUGUACAAAAUGAUUACGGAUACCCAAUAGAGAGGGGAGACAGUUGCUCAGAGCUAGAGUUGGGUGAAUUCUUCAAUGAAGGAGGUGAAGAUGACAAAUUGAAAGUAUGAAUUUUUCGUUUCAAUGGUCACUGGAAGAGCGGUGUCAUUAUUAAAGGCAUUGAAAUCUGGCCAAAUUAGCAGGACAUGACAAGAUUUUCUUCCACCCUAUGUAUUUAUGUGGGGGAAAAAAUUGCUCCUCCUGUUAGAUUGUGAGUGUCAUGCACUAGUCUUCAUACAUGUAUGAGUUCUACUGUUCUCUAGACGCAGUCUGAAUCUUUAUUUGAACAUUGUACGUAUAAUCUGUAGUGUUCAUAACUAGUUUUGAUUUGAUUUAGGGAAGAGCACUUUUAGGACUUAUUGAAGUCCGUGAGGACAAGCAUUUCAGGAAUACCUGAUUUUUUUGAGCUCAGAACGCAAGGUGAGUUCUAUAAACUAUAUCAAAUGUAAGGGCGCCCUUUUCCAUUAAAAAAAAAAAAAAAAAAAAGCCUUUGGUUGUAUUAUUGUUCAAUGUUCUUCUACCCUUCUGAUUGAAGCUUAUAAAACUAGCUAGGAUUG